This is a messenger RNA of Penicillium diatomitis, 1401 nucleotides long. RefSeq names its product Sds3 domain-containing protein. Gene Ontology annotation, cellular component: Sin3-type complex. NCBI's taxonomy places the organism in Eukaryota, Fungi, Ascomycota, Eurotiomycetes, Eurotiales, Aspergillaceae. The record is from RefSeq and is a predicted model, not a curated record. Gene Ontology annotation, molecular function: histone deacetylase binding. The transcript has 4 exons. Bases 1 to 1401 code for a protein of 466 amino acids. Gene Ontology annotation, biological process: negative regulation of transcription by RNA polymerase II.
AUGGCCUACUCACCAGGCCCUCAGUCCCCUGGUGCUGGGCCUGCUUACAUGGCUACUAGAAAUCGGUCUGCGAGUCCCCCUGGAGCAUCUGGAAUGCCUUCCAAGAGGGACAAGCGCCGAACCGCGCUACAAGAGCGCCUCCACGAUCUGACGGCCACGUUCUCCCAAAAUCGCGAUGCCCAGUUUCGCCAGCAACUUCACUCCCUACAAUGCGACAUGACUCUGAUAAACAACGCGGACCCAUAUCAGACGGGUCCCUUGCCGGAUUCCUCUGCAGACAUUGCCCGAUUGAUCGAGGAGACAUUUGUGCAGGAGAUCAAUAAUGUCAAGGAGCAGAAAGAUGCAGACUUGGCGCAGAUCAUGAACCGACAUCAAAAUAGUCUGGAAAGACAUCGCCGCGAGUAUGAUUUCCGUGUCCACUUUGCCAAGGAGGAGUUCAAUCAGCUGUCCGGUACACUGCGAGAACGACUCAUGCAAAGUAUCUCCAGCAAGAGGUCUCGCCUCAUGCGGGAAAAGGAGCAGCUCGACAUUGCGGACACCAAUGCGCUGCUUCUCCAUCCGAAUCAAUUCAGCAUCACCAAUCCUGCAAGUCCAGGGGGAUCCAUGUUGAACAAACGCAAGCGUAAAGCGCCGGAGGAAGAGCCCGGAUCGCCUGCGCGAGAAGCAGGCGGUACCACCCCGGCCGAGCGAUCCAAGGCCUACGUCGAGAAGCAAUCGGCCCCAACAUACUCGAUUCAGUCCCUCUUCACCGAUAAGGAACUGAGUGCUCAUUCCAAUCAAGCCCAUGUCGCGACUGUCCAUUUCUUCUCCACUUCUAAGCGCCCCGAGCAGGGCUCAGGGGCAGUGACGAAUGGGAACAACACCGAGACGGAAGACACGCUUGAUGGCACUGUCCACGAGGAAAAUGGGACUCCCAGUGCCACUGAUAUGAUGCGCACCGCCAGUCAAAAUUUCCAUAUCACACGCUCCACGCGCGGUACAGCCGCCCACAGCGCUCUUAGUGCGCUGGCUGAUCUCGCAGAUAAAAAUGCGACACGGCCAGCAUUACCCUAUCAUGUCCUCUCCAAUUAUCAUGCUCGUCCGAACGGCAACGCGCCGCCCUUGACAUCCUUGCUGAGUGAAGAAGUCGACGAUGACCUGUCGAGGGUAGACCGGCUACAUAACUCCAAGGCGGGUGCAUGGAUCGAUGCAUCUCUGGUCGACCUGGUUGUGGCUCCACUGCCUUCUGAACCUGUGGACGGUCGCCCUCCGAACCCUGAUCGCUUUACUUCGCUACAUCCCGAUUUCCCUGCUGUUGUUGGUAUGCAACUUCAACCUGUACGUUCCAAUCCCGGAGCCGAGGUUUUCCCUGCUAUCGCAAUGGAGCGUGAACGAAGUACCAAGCGAUCACGUCAUCACUAA